GAAUGGACUUUUUGAUGCAUAAUGUCGUCUUUAUUUCAACAAUAAUAUUUUUAACACUUUUAUUAAAUAAUCAAAGCUAUUGUAAAAGUGGAGUUCACUCAAAAAAUUAUGUUCUUGCAAAACUAAAGAAUAAAACAAACUUUCUGUUAGAACUUCAGACGCAUGGUGUUAAACUUGAUAAAAAGACAAGAAAUAGACCGGAGAAGAAGAAAGAAGAAGUUUCUCAAGUUUCCGGGUCUGAUUACAGUUUUGACGACGGGGAUGAUGAAACUGAAGACAAUGAUGAUUACGAUCGUAAUAAAGAGGAAAAUGGGGACAAAGAUAAUGACGAUGGUAACGAGGAGAGGGAAAAAGAUGAUGAGGAAGGAGAUAAUAAAGUAGAUCAAGAAGACAAAGAAGGAGAAAAUAAAGAAGAUAAAGAAGGUAAAGAAGAUAACGAAGAUGGAGAAGAUAAAGAAGAUGUUGAAAUUGAAAAUGAUGGAAGAGAACUCAGCUAUGAUGUGGAUUUUGGAAAUCCAGCGGACAACAUGGAAAGGGACGAAUACUAUUUCCUGUUUGGAAGAACAGAUUUAGAUUUCGGAAACCUUAAAAAAGACUACGAUGAUCUGCCUAAAUGUAGUGGAUAUUGUGGUUGUUUUAAAUAUCCCGAAAAUUGUAAAGAAGAGGAAGAGUGUGAGUAUUCUGUUACCUGGAAACGAAAGAAAGGUGGAAUACAGUUUACUAUUGCUACAAAAGGAUGGUCGGAAAGAUGGUUUGGAAUUGGGCUUGGUUACCGUUCAAGUCAUUUGCAGGAGAAAGUACGUCUUGUCACUGGAGUAGAUAUAAUUUCUGGACCAGGGGUGGUUACAGCUCUUGUCGAACCUAAAUUCCUCUACACUGGACAAAAUUAUAAACAAGCAAAAGUUAAACCCAUAAAAAAUAGAGAAGAGUUCUUCAACGGCGAUGACGCGGAAUUAUUGUAUGAUCGGAACGCAGCCCACGAUAUUAAGACCAUGUCAAUAAGGUUUACAAUUGCACUGGAUUCAAUAGGACCAGGUGGCAAGGCCAGAAUUCAUUAUCUCUUCCCAAACCCAGGAUUUGAAGCGAAAAAGGAUAUAUCUGAGAUAUAUUUGAAUCCUCCGGAGAAAAAGCCCUGGACCUACAGAACAAGAUUUGAUUUCAGAUUUGAUUUCAAUAGAUGCUGAGAAUGUGUUCUGAUCAUAACUUCUUUAUUAAAUGUACAUCCAAUUUGUAAAAAUAUCACAAUUUUUUUAUCGAAAUAUAAUAAAUAUAAAAUUAAUAUUAA
Messenger RNA from Eurytemora carolleeae, 1285 nucleotides. RefSeq lists its product as uncharacterized. The coding region runs from base 3 to 1184 and encodes 393 amino acids. The transcript is spliced from 18 exons. Lineage: Eukaryota; Metazoa; Arthropoda; Copepoda; Calanoida; Temoridae. The record is from RefSeq and is a predicted model, not a curated record.